UGGAAUGCAGUGGUCGUGAAACGUGUGAGGUGUUACAUUUUGUGUGUUUUUAAGCACAAAUUUCGUACGAAAUCGAGAUAAAUUCUUAUCAAAAAGACGAAAGAAAGCAUUCAGUAUGGUAGCUGAUAAGGAAAAUGUAACAACUGGUGCUAGUGCGACUGAAGGUGAGACGACUUCAAAGAAGGCAGCAAAGAAGCAAGCCAAAGAAGCAUUGAAAGCUGCUAAGAAAGCUGAAAUUAAAGUAGCCAACUCGGCGAACAAUGCUGAAGAAGGUGGCGAUAGCGUAGACGUAUCAGCAGGUCGUUAUGGAUCUGCCGGUCUUAUUCAAUCGAAGGAGAAGUUUGAAGAUCGUAAAUUUGUGUCAGUGAGCGAAUUGAGCCAGCCAACCUGUCGGGACCAAUUAGUGUGGGUGCGCGGACGUGUACAUACAUCACGUUCGAAGGGCAAGCAAUGCUUCUUAGUGCUGCGUCAGCAGAGCAGCACCGUGCAAUGUAUUUUGGCUGUAGGAGAACGUAUUUCCAAACAAAUGGUGAAGUUUAGCGGCAACGUAAGCAGAGAAAGUAUUAUCGAUGUACAAGCUAAAGUUGUUUCGGUGCCCAACAAGAUCGAGUCUUGUACUGAACAAACUGUUGAAUUGUGUAUUGAACAACUAUUCGUGGUGUCACAAGCCAAACCGCAAUUGCCGCUGCAAAUUGAAGAUGCAUCCCGUGCCGAAAACCCAGAUGAUGCCGACAGUUUGAAUAUUCGCGUAAAUCAGGAUACACGUCUGGACAACCGUGUCUUAGAUUUGCGCACACCGGCCAAUCAAGCUAUUUUCCGUUUGGAAGCCGGCGUUUGUCGUCUGUUCCGUGACAUACUAACUACAAAAGGUUUUACAGAGAUACACACACCAAAAAUUAUAUCCGCCGCUAGUGAAGGUGGCGCAAACGUAUUUACUGUUAGCUACUUCAAAGACUCCGCUUAUUUGGCACAAUCUCCGCAAUUGUAUAAGCAAAUGGCUAUUGCUGCUGAUUUCGAUAAAGUUUACACUGUCGGCGCUGUUUUUCGUGCGGAAGACUCAAAUACUCAUCGCCACUUGACCGAAUUCGUGGGUCUCGAUUUGGAGAUGGCAUUCAAAUAUCACUACCACGAAGUCUUGCACACCAUCGCCGAUACGUUCACUGGAAUUUUUAAGGGUUUGCGUGAUACUUAUAGCGCGGAAAUUGCGGCGGUGAAUCAGCAAUUUAAAGUGGAGCCAUUCAAGUUCUUGGAGCCGCCAUUGAUAUUGGAAUUCGCUGAAGGUGUACAAAUGUUGCGCGAAGCUGGUGUUGAAACCGGUGAUGAGGAGGAUUUGUCUACACCCAACGAAAAGCUGUUAGGCCGGCUUGUCAAGGCAAAAUAUGACACCGAUUUUUAUGUAUUGGACAAAUUUCCACUGGCUAUUCGCCCUUUCUACACCAUGCCCGAUCCCAAUAACCCAAUGUAUUCCAACUCUUAUGAUAUGUUCAUGCGUGGCGAGGAGAUACUUUCUGGUGCUCAGCGUAUACACGAUCCCGAUUUUCUUAUUGAACGCGCAAAACAUCAUGCGAUCGAUACCUCAAAGAUUGCGGCAUAUAUUGAAUCGUUCCGUUUCGGUUGUCCACCGCAUGCUGGUGGUGGUAUUGGCAUGGAACGUGUGGUCAUGCUCUAUCUAGGACUUGAUAAUAUACGUAAAACGUCGAUGUUCCCACGUGAUCCCAAACGCUUAACGCCUUAAAAUGUUUAUGCACAAGAAAAAUUUAAAGAGAAAAUGAUCAAUGUGGAUUUUGCUAAUGGGUUUCAAAUACAUUUUAUGUUUGCUCAGUUUCCUUAGUAACAUCCCACUGCUAUGCUUGAUUAUUUGAAAAGGUUGUUCAUUUUUUUUUUAUUUUAUUUUUAUUUUUUAAUCCAACUAUUUACUUAAUUAUGUAGUUAUUCCAGCAGUUGUCCAACAACUGCUCUAGUGUAAAAGUUGUCCACAUUUCAAUUAAUACAGGUGUUAAGACUGAAAUAAAGACGACAUCUUCACAAACAAA
Molecule: messenger RNA, 2033 nt
Organism: Bactrocera latifrons
Lineage: Eukaryota; Metazoa; Arthropoda; Insecta; Diptera; Tephritidae
Gene: AspRS
Product: aspartate--tRNA ligase, cytoplasmic
Exons: 7
Coding region: 116-1735 (539 amino acids)
Biological process (GO): aspartyl-tRNA aminoacylation
Cellular component (GO): cytoplasm; aminoacyl-tRNA synthetase multienzyme complex; cytosol
Molecular function (GO): ATP binding; aspartate-tRNA ligase activity; RNA binding
Source: RefSeq, a predicted model, not a curated record